AUGGCGGCGCUGGCCAGUAGCCUGAUCCGGCAGAAGCGGGAGGUCCGCGAGCCCGGGGGCAGCCGGCCGGUGUCGGCGCAGCGGCGCGUGUGUCCCCGCGGCACCAAGUCCCUUUGCCAGAAGCAGCUCGUCAUCCUUCUGUCCAAGGUGCGACUGUGCGGGGGGCGGCCCGCGCGGCCGGACCGCGGCCCUGAGCCUCAGCUCAAAGGCAUCGUCACCAAAUUGUUCUGCCGCCAGGGUUUCUACCUCCAGGCGAAUCCUGACGGGACCAUCCAGGGCACCCCAGAAGACACCAGCUCUUUCACCCACUUCAACCUGAUCCCCGUGGGGCUCCGUGUGGUCACCAUCCAGAGUGCCAAGCUGGGUCACUACAUGGCCAUGAACGCCGAGGGGCUGCUCUACAGCUCGCCGCAUUUCACAGCUGAGUGUCGCUUUAAGGAAUGCGUCUUCGAGAAUUACUACGUCCUGUACGCCUCUGCUCUCUAUCGCCAGCGCCGCUCUGGCCGGGCCUGGUACCUGGGCCUGGACAAGGAGGGCCGAGUCAUGAAGGGAAAUCGGGUCAAGAAGACCAAGGCAGCGGCCCACUUUGUGCCCAAGCUCCUGGAAGUGGCCAUGUACCGGGAGCCUUCUCUCCACAGUGUCCCUGAGACCUCCCCUUCCAGUCCCCCUGCCCCCUGAAAUGUAGUCCGUGGACUGGAGGCUCCUGGCACUUGCACGGAGCCAGCCACAGCCACAGCCUGUCUCCCAGCCCUGCUCCCAGCCCCGCCCCCACCCAUGCCGCCACACUCACGCCCUGAGCAGCCAGGUCCCACCCGGUGCUCGAUCCUGAGGGAGCCAAGGGGCUGGUCGUGACUCCCCAGGCUUCCCUGCUCCUCGGGCCUGGGAGUUCAGAGAGGGGGAGGCUGACAGUGGUCCUGGCCGAUCCCUUCUUUCCUUCCGCACCCACAGCCCCGCAAAGCCUUUUCCCAAGAAGGCGCCCGGGUUCCCAAAAUGACAGAACCAGGACAUAAAUAUUCCCCACCCCGGGGCUCAGCCAGUUCCUGGAGCCCUGUGCCCUUUUCAUUGCCACUGAACCAUAGAUUUAUAGGUCUACUGGAGCUCAGGAUCAGUUUCCUUUUUUCCCUCCUCCGCCUUCUGCCUUGUUCAGGACAGGUUCUGGAACACCAGGCACCCUAGCCAGGGCCCUUUUUGCACUCAGGCUCUGGGCUGGAAUGCUGGCAUGCUGCCAGGCUCUGUUCUGGAUCCAUCAGGCUUCUGUCCUUGACCCAGAUGGACCCCCUGGUUUCCAGGUAGAGAGGGGCUGGGUAUGAGCCCCGUCCGGCUGCUGGCCUUGGCCUGAACUAGGACCGGUCCCGGAACACCACAGUUUUAACUUUCUUAUCCCAAAGACACCCACUGCUAGAGCGUGGUGUUCUAGACACAUAUGGAGCCAUACUUCCUCCUGAAUCUCGGCUCUAGGACGUAGACCAGGACUCAGCCCUUUCCUCCAGGAUGGAAACGAGGCCUGAAUAGCCAUAUUAAUGCUCAUAUAGAGGAAGCUCUAGACCCAUCCUCCUACCUUCUCUAGUAAUGCGUUUCUUGGUGAAUCAAGAAACACUUCUUGUUUUUCCUAGGUUUUCUAAAAAUCUGAUUCUUCCUAUAGAAUGCUAACCUUAUUUAUACAUGCAGUUUCUAGCUCCUGCAACUCAGCUGGGGUCCCGCCGGGGAAACAGAGUCUGAGGAAGGGCAGAGGAGUUUGGGCAGGAAUCCUUGGCUCACAGUAGGGAGUUGGGAUGGGCAGGGGGCCACAACCAUGGCAUGUUUCGGCUGUGCUUGGGUUGGGGGGGGGGGGACAUGAACACUUAGCUACCUCAGCAGGAAUUCCUCCCAGGUCCCCUUUAAAGCUGAGGUCUUUAGGGUAAUGAGUCUAGAAUAAAAAGGAUAAGAGGAGGGACACAACCUUGAUCCCCCAGUGCAGAGACCCCAGUUCAGCAAUAAGUUCCACCCCACUCCCCUACAAAUCAGGCCAAGGAGGGCGAGAGCCUCUCGGGGCUCUAGACCUCAUAUACCCCCCAGAGCUUCUAACUGACUAGAACUUGCUUCACUUACAGCUUAUAACCUCAGCUAAGUUUUAGGUACCCAAAAAGGGCCUGACUAGAUUUUCCCAAAAAAGCGUGGAGAGCUUGGGGCAGGCCUGGAAAAGACCAGGAAGCCACCAGUGACUAGGAGGGACACUCUGAGUAGCCUCAGACCUGGGCAGGGUAGAGGAGAGGGCCCUAAAGGGAGGGGCUGGGGCUCAGAGGCUGGUCACUUUUCCUCAGGCUCUAUUUCUGGCUUGUUGCAAGAGGGGCGCAUAUUCCCCUCACCCACACAGACCCCGCUCAGGCUCCACCCGUCUCCUGGCUCUGCUCCCAGGGGACAGGGUCUCCACUCCAUGCUUUCUCAAUUAAAGACGAUUUGUACAACGA
Messenger RNA from Lynx canadensis (Canada lynx), 2447 nucleotides. RefSeq names its product fibroblast growth factor 11 (gene FGF11). Lineage: Eukaryota; Metazoa; Chordata; Mammalia; Carnivora; Felidae. The coding region runs from base 1 to 678 and encodes 225 amino acids. Gene Ontology annotation, biological process: positive regulation of gene expression; regulation of cell migration; positive regulation of cell population proliferation. The record is from RefSeq and is a predicted model, not a curated record. Gene Ontology annotation, cellular component: cytoplasm. Gene Ontology annotation, molecular function: growth factor activity; fibroblast growth factor receptor binding. The transcript is spliced from 5 exons.